This is a messenger RNA of Geodia barretti, 777 nucleotides long. Lineage: Eukaryota; Metazoa; Porifera; Demospongiae; Tetractinellida; Geodiidae. The record is from the annotation of a GenBank genome assembly.
AUGUCACCGUCGCCAAUAACAACGCCUUCAACUGCCUUCACCAUGCAGCUCUUAGAGGUAACAUCGGAGCCCUCCGUCACAUCCUCCCCGAUGCCGGCCCCUGUGGGUGUGGACGACAAAAAGACGACGGGUUUCACUUCCCUCCAUCUCUCUGCUCUAAACAACCACCUGGAAGCUUCUCAGGCUCUCUUGCAGGCCGGCGCGAAUCCAAAUAUCCAGAACGUAAAUCUGCAGACGCCGCUUCACCUGGCCGUGGAGCGGAGGAACAUCCAGAUAGUGAGACUCUUGGUCGAGGAAGGAGCCAACCCAGACAUGGGGGACAAGUUUGGCGAUCGUCCGCUGCACGAGGCACUCCGACACCACACCAUGUCCCAGCUGAAACAAGUUCAGGAGAGUCCGCAGGAUAUUGGGAAGGCGAUGGUUACCAUAUCAACGGAGAAGAAAGCCAGUGCCAGUAUCGCCAUAUUCCUCGCCUCAGCCGGAGCCUCGCUGGAGGUUCUGAACAAGAAGAACCAGAAACCGGUGGAGCUCUGUUCGGAUCCAACGCUCCUGAAACUGCUGAAGAAAUGUCAUCUUGACCACGCCCAGAGUGGCAGGGACACACCCUCUGCCGAUAAGCCGUCCUCAUCCUCCCAGAACGGCUCGCUCUCCACGUGUCUAGUGUGUGAGACUGGUCGCCGGGCGGUGCUCCUGUUGCCGUGCGCUCACGUGGCAACCUGCGAGAAAUGUCAAGUGUCCUCCUGCCCCAUCUGUCGCCAGCCCGUCUCCCAUAGCAAC